AUGAAGGAGGAGGUUACUCUUCUUGUCAUACAGGCACUUCAGGAAGACCUGAACCAACCCAAAUUGUCGGGCAACAAGAUUGGGCUGUCAAUAAAUCUAAAUGUAACGAAUACCCCUCUACAUAGAGGACUUAGGGUUAGGGAUAAAAUAGUUCCCUUUACUCCAGUUGAUGUUUCUUUUGCUCUUGGAUUGUCUAUUGUUGGUAAGUCUCUAGUAGUAGAAGAAGAUCAACAAUGUGAAACAUUAGAUCUAUUUAAAGGGGCUGAUAUAACCAUUAACAAUAUCCGCAAACAACUUCGUUACCAUAAGAAAAAAUUAGUUAAUUUUGUUAGACUUUACAUAUUACUUGCAUUUGCGGAGUUUUACUUUCCCAAAACAGGGAAUAAGGUAUUUACGGGAUUUGUUAAGCAAUUGGAUGAUUUGGAUUCCCUUGAUGCCCAUAGUUGGGGCAUUGUUGUUUAUAACUUUGUGGUUUCUAGUUUAUGUGAGUCUUUAGUUGUGUUGAAGGAGGGAAAAAACAAGGCACAAAGACAUUUAAACAGGUGUGUUGCCAUAUUGCAGAUUUGGGCAUUCAACCACUUAUCUUUGGGGAAAGCACCAACUGUUUCUAGGUUUAGUUUUACACGUGUAUUGAAUUGGCCGAUAAUUGAUAGAGUGGUUGCAACAGAAGAAGAGCUAAAAUAUGACAUAGUCAAUGCUGCUCUGUUUGAACAAGGACAACAAUUUGUGGAUGUUAUUAAUUAUCAUAGAUUGGUGGCUGAGAAUAAAGAUUUUAAAGAGAGGAUAGCAGUUCUUGAGUAUGAAGUGAGGAUGAUGAUAGAGGCGAGAGUUAACACUCCGUUUGAGGAGGAGGUUGUUCAAGAUGAUCGACAACUUGUGAACUUUAUCACUGAAGAUGAAGUAGGAACUUUGGUUGGAGAUGUUGGACAUAACACUCCAUUUAAUGAUGAUGCCAAUGUUACGGAAAAUCAAUCAAAGUCUAAAUCCAACAUGGCUACAAGAAUGAGGAAGAAACCAAGGAAGCCUGGAAAAAGAACCAUACUUAAUUUGUAA
Messenger RNA from Lathyrus oleraceus (garden pea), 1053 nucleotides. RefSeq lists its product as uncharacterized. The coding region runs from base 1 to 1053 and encodes 350 amino acids. The transcript is spliced from 4 exons. Gene Ontology annotation, biological process: meristem development; meristem maintenance. The record is from RefSeq and is a predicted model, not a curated record. Lineage: Eukaryota; Viridiplantae; Streptophyta; Magnoliopsida; Fabales; Fabaceae.